Messenger RNA from Varanus komodoensis (Komodo dragon), 3499 nucleotides. RefSeq names its product chromosome unknown C18orf63 homolog (gene CUNH18orf63). The record is from RefSeq and is a predicted model, not a curated record. The coding region runs from base 28 to 2076 and encodes 682 amino acids. Lineage: Eukaryota; Metazoa; Chordata; Lepidosauria; Squamata; Varanidae. The transcript has 13 exons.
UUGCUCAGUUGCAGUUAACAAAGUAUCAUGAAUAAUGUUAAUUGCAAGUCUCUGUUUUUCAUCAGUCUGCCUGAGCUACGAAAACUAUGUGCUGUAAAGGUUACAGUGAGUUCUCAAAUAGCAGAGACUGGGAUUAGAACAGCACAAAUGAAGAUGUGCAGGCAACUCUUGCUUCUGCACCAAGAUGUCCUUUCCUCACCUGUUCCUGGAACAUUGAAUCAAAUUUCAGUGGUUAUGACGAUAAAUUUUUACAAAUCAGGAAAAUUUCAAACUUACGUAGAGAAACAUGGAGCUACAAUUGCAAUGCCAGAGAGAGUUAUCCCAGUUGUCUUUCAAAUUUGCCUUUCUUAUACACUUAUAGCCAAACUUAGUCCUAACUGGAACCAGGUUGGUCAUCUGUUGAUACAAGGGAGAGGUUUUCUAUCACAACUCGGAAAACAAAAUGCAGUUAUUAUGGAGAUCAAUUCAACAGAAACUCAGCUUUGCAUUAGUGUAGAAGUUUGUAAAGUACAGCUACCACUAGCAGAGCUAGAAGAUUUUAAUAUUUCAGCAAACAUCUUAAAGAAAUUCAACAGUAAUAACAAUGUAGUCAUCCAAGGUUGUUCCCUUUUAAAUAAUUGGUGCUAUGUCUUGCCAAGCAUGAAAAUGGGUCAGAUCAUAAGCAUCAGUCAUAGAAUUCCAUCUGAUUCUCCCUUUCAGUCAUACAGUGAUUUGCAGCUACAUUGGGAAAAGCUGUAUGGCUAUAUUCUCCCAGAGGAUCCCCAGAUUUAUUGCAGCAUUUACUUCAAGAUGAUAGGGGAACAAUUAUUUACAUAUCCUUUCAGUUGCAUCAGAAGUCAGCAAGUGCAGUACUUUCCUAGAGUAGAUUUAGAAGGUGUUUUAAAUGCUUUUAUUACUGAUCUGAAGACUGUCUUUCCUCAUAUAUGUGGAUUUCCUCUUAAGAUGACAAACAAAGCAUUAUAUGCCACAAAAGGUCUUACGCAAUCAUCUCUACAGAAAAUAAACUCUAAACCAGUCAAUCUCACUGGAAACAGGAAUUGCAAGGUUAUAUUCAGGCCUUCAACAUGUGAUUUAGAAAACAACCACAAGAUGGAGCUUAAAGUCAACUGGCCAAAACCAGACAUUUUCUCUAAUCUCAGUUUACUAGCAGAAGAUGAGAACACCAAGGCAGAGCAGGGAGGAGUCUGUAGUAGGAAACAAUGGAAAACUCCCAAAGAACCUGCUUUGCUGCUGAACUCAGAAGAAUCAUUUCAAAAGUCAAAGAAUUAUUUUAAAAAAGAUUCUACCAGGAUCAUACCCAUUUUCAAAGGAAAGUUCUUGCAGAUGGAUAAACAAACUGUACAAACCAUCCAUGGAAACAAAAAGCAGAAUGUUCCACAAUAUUCACCAAAAGUGAUGACAGUUAACACAGCUGCUGAACUGCCUCUAUUCACAUCUAGUGCACAUCACAUUAAAAAGCCAUUACAUAAUGGAUCAUUUAAAAAUGUUACAAAUAGAAAUGUUCUUAAUAUGCAGGUUGAAAAACCACGUGCAAAUUCUAUUACGUUUUCACUGAAAAGACAAAAGGAAUCUUUGGGGCAUUUGCCAAAUAUUGCUUCAACUAGUACAGUAGUUUUAGAUAGGAAUUCAAGUAAAAUCAAAUCCAGAAGGCUAAAUUCCUCUCUGAAACCUGCCUGUGAUGGAUCAAUGGGUCAUGCAUCAACUGUUUGUCAGCAUUUGGAUACACCUGCAAAUUUCAGCACAAUCCAGAGUACAGCGAGCACUGAAUCAAAGAAACCCUGCCUCUUCCUAUCUCACUCAGAAAAUCCCAGGAUAUUUAUGAAUAAAAACCAAAGUUCAAAUGAAGAAGCAAAGAGAAAUGCUUGCAAGUUAAGCAGAACAGUGUGCAAUGGAGGCAAAAGAGAAGCUCUAAAAGAGAAGGGAGUUAUUCAAAGCCCAAGAAACCAAGAACCAAAAAGCUUCCAAGCUAGAAUAAGGAUACAUUGGAGGGAAAAAAAUCAGAGACUCAUCUACACUCAAAUGCACAAACAGAUCUCCAAUUUUCUCAAAAGACAUGAAGAAACCUGUAUGUACUGAUGAAUGUAGGACUCAAUUACUAUGACCUACAACACUAAACCAUAGUUUAAGUACUACAUGGAUAAAUAGAAAGGAGCCUACCUACUGGGUUCAAACAUUCCCCUUUCUAUUCUUCUUGAACAGUCAGUGUCAUAAACCAGAAUAUUAUUAUGCGCUAGCCAAAUCCUGGCUUGUUAUGUUAAAACCAGGCAUUGUAGUUUAAACUAUAGUUUGCUAAAGCAGGACAAUCUAAUAAUCCAUGGUUUGGAAUUGGCUACAUAAUUAAUAGGGUACUGCACACUGUUAUUUGUUGACUGGAGCAAUGCCCACUUGAUCUCAUUUGCUCCCUGGAUCAAGUACCUACCGAACCUUCCACCUAACACUAGUAAGCUCCGCUGAAACUGUUGAGACUUAAUGCUGAAACUGGAGAUAAAUGUUCCCUUUUUUCAAAGGGGCCUAGUGUUCAUGGGGAAACACUUUCAGCUCUAAUAAGUAGAGUUUGCAGGUUUAUGUACUGUAUGCAUUGUUUCACAAACUUGUAAAGCGGUUGGAUAUACGGGAACAAUAGGCCAAAUUAAUGUGUGUAUGCCCAUGUAACAAAAUGAAUGUAGUAUGAGUAACAAAACUUCUGUCAAAUAGCUUCAUCUCUCUUAAAAACAAUAGUCUGUCUUAGGCCAGAUAUGCCCAGGAGUAGGGUUCUUGUCUCUGAACCACCAGCCUUCAUUAGCAUAUUAUCAUCAAGUUCUCUGUGUUUUGUCCCACAACAUCCCUUUGUAAGCCACUUUUGUAUUUGCAUUAUACACUGCAAAGGAUUUUCUGGCUAUGUGAGAAUUUAUUUUGAAACAGUGUUUUGUUGUUACAGGGAGAGUGCAAAUUUUAGAAGAUUUUCCUGGCACUUGUCUCAGAACAGUUAUUUUGAUAGUUUUAAUCAGCUUUUAAAGAUACUUUCUUCUCUUAAGGAUCCAAUUUUGUCAACAUACAUUUAUGAUAAUGUUAAAUUUCAAAAGAGAAAGACUCCAUAGUCAUAACCCUGCUUUUCCACAGUUAAAAGUUGAAAUACAUUUAUGAGCCUGUGAAUCAAAAUACAAAAGCUUUUCUUCAAAACUUUAAUUUAUUUUUAUUUAUUGUAACUGUUCUAUUAAUAAAGUUCAUUUCCUCUGAAAAAAUGGUUAGAAAAACUUGCCUGCAUGAUGGUGUGUGUGUGGGGGCUCAAAAUUUAUAUUUUGACCUUCUAAAACAAUGGUGCUUUCUGUUUAAACAACUCAUAUUAACUCUUAAAUGUCACUAAUUCUGAUUUGUAUAUGCAGUUUUAAAUGUGGCAAAUAUAGGUUCCCAGCAUUAUGAAGAGGUGUUUUGAGAUGAUGUUUGCAUUAUAAAAAUGGAUAUCCUCAUCCAUGUGUUAUGAGUUACAUUUCAUUAAACAAAGCAAUUGUAACAUUGCAUU